CUCCUCUCUUCCAUAAUCCACUCCCACACACAGUCAUGUCCCUCCUCCGCAGAACCUUCUUCCCUCUCCUCCCUCUCCGCUCUAAACCCCUCCCUCUUCUCUCCCACACCCUCCUCUUCCUUAAACCCUCUCUCUCUAAACCCCUCCCCAACCACACCUCCAUUCUCUCCUCCCCAAUUUCAUCUUCAGCUUCACCUUCUUCCACAACCCCACCUCCCCCAGAAACCCUCACUCCCAAACCCCCAUCUCCCCUCCUCUGGGUCCCCCGCACCGCCUUCUGCGGCCAACUCUCCGCCGAUGACGUCGGCAAACGCUUCACCCUCUGCGGCUGGGUCGCCCUCCACCGCGUCCACGGCGGCCUCACUUUCCUCAACCUCAGGGACCACACCGGCUCCGUCCAGGUCACCACUCUCCCCGACGCUUUUCCCGAGGCGCAUUCCGCCGUAAACGACCUGAGGCUCGAGUACGUCGUCGCCGUUGAAGGCCUCGUCCGGUCUAGACCGCCCGACUCCGUCAACAAGAAAAUGAAAACCGGCUCAAUUGAGAUUGCGGCGGAGAAUGUUCAAGUGUUGAAUGCAGUGAGGGCAAAGCUGCCAUUUUUAGUUACUACUGUGGAGGAUGCAAAGGAUUCGGUGAAGGAGGAGAUUCGGUUAAGGUACCGGUGUCUUGACUUACGCCGGCAGCAAAUGCAAUCCAACAUAAUGCUGCGGCACAAGGUGGUGAAACUGAUGAGAAGGUAUCUAGAGGAUGUGCAUGAUUUCGUGGAGGUUGAGACUCCAAUACUCUCUAGAUCUACACCCGAAGGAGCCCGAGAUUAUUUAGUACCCUCGAGAGUUCAGCCAGGGACAUUUUAUGCUUUGCCUCAAAGUCCGCAACUAUUCAAGCAAAUGUUGAUGGUUUCUGGUUUUGAUAAGUAUUAUCAGAUAGCAAGAUGUUUUCGAGAUGAAGAUUUACGAGCUGAUAGGCAGCCUGAGUUUACACAGCUUGAUAUGGAGCUCGCUUUCACUCCUUUAGAGGACAUGCUGAGGCUUAAUGAAGAUUUGAUUAGAAAGGUUUUCUUAGAGAUCAAAGGUGUACAUCUCCCAAACCCUUUUCCUAGGCUUACGUAUGCUGAAGCAAUGAGUCGAUAUGGUUCGGACAGGCCAGAUAUUAGAUUCGAUCUUGAGCUGAAAGAUGUAUCUGAUAUUUUCUCAGAUUCCACAUUCAGGGUUUUUGCUGAUGCUUUGACAAGUGGAGGAAUUAUAAAAGUUUUAUGUGUGCCUUCUGGAGCUAAAAGAUAUUCGAACACAGCUCUAAAGAAGGGAGAAAUUUAUAAUCAAGCAAUCAAGUCUGGAGCGAAGGGUUUGCCUUUCCUGAAGGUCUUGGAUGAUGGUGGAGUUGAGGGAAUUCCUGCAUUAACAUCUAGUUUGGAUCAAACAAAGAUAGAGCAAUUUCUGAGUCGUUGCUCUGCUAGAACAGGGGAUCUGAUCUUGUUUGCAGUGGGUCAUCAGGCAUCAGUUCAUAGAACCCUAGAUCGAUUACGGGUCUUUGUUGCCCAUGAGCUUGAUUUGAUUGAUGAUUCCAGGCAUUCAGUUCUGUGGGUGACUGAUUUCCCAAUGUUUGAAUGGAAUGAUUUAGAGCAAAGGCUCGAGGCCUUGCACCACCCCUUCACUGCCCCGAACCCUGAAGACAUAAAUGAUCUUUCUACAGCUCGUGCUUUAGCGUAUGACAUGGUUUACAAUGGAGUUGAGAUUGGUGGCGGAAGUCUGAGAAUUUAUAAACGUGAGGUGCAGCAAAAGGUUUUGGAAAUUGUUGGCAUCUCCCCUGAAGAGGCUGAAGUGAAGUUUGGCUAUCUUCUUGAGGCAUUAGACAUGGGUGCCCCUCCACAUGGAGGAAUCGCCUAUGGCUUGGAUAGAUUGGUCAUGUUGUUGGCCGGUGCUAGUUCCAUUAGGGAUGUCAUAGCUUUCCCUAAAACUACAACCGCACAAUGUGCCCUUACCAGAUCACCGUCUGAGGUGGAUCCCCAGCAGCUAAAGGAUUUGUCAUUUCAGACUCGUUAGAAGACUACAAUCAUCUUCAAUUAUCCGAGGAAGCUCAGUUUUGAUGGUCCAGGGUACUAGUAUUGUUUGGUCUUUCCUUUUUGAUGUCAUAGCUACGGAAACCAUAGCGACUAAUUUCUUCUCGGUAAUACUGCUUGUACUAUAAUGAUCCAUGAUCGAGAUCCUCAGCUUGUGGCAUACGGACAAGCUCACUUGUAACCAUACCUAAUGUUAUUGACGAAGCAAAACGCAAUAAUUAUUUGUCUGAAGAAUAAUAGUGUUGAUUGAUGACUCUUUUUUGCUUC
Molecule: messenger RNA, 2323 nt
Organism: Rosa rugosa (rugosa rose)
Lineage: Eukaryota; Viridiplantae; Streptophyta; Magnoliopsida; Rosales; Rosaceae
Product: aspartate--tRNA ligase, chloroplastic/mitochondrial
Exons: 14
Coding region: 36-2039 (667 amino acids)
Biological process (GO): aspartyl-tRNA aminoacylation
Cellular component (GO): cytoplasm
Molecular function (GO): nucleic acid binding; ATP binding; aspartate-tRNA ligase activity
Source: RefSeq, a predicted model, not a curated record